Molecule: messenger RNA, 2170 nt
Organism: Schistocerca americana (American grasshopper)
Lineage: Eukaryota; Metazoa; Arthropoda; Insecta; Orthoptera; Acrididae
Gene: su(Hw)
Product: gastrula zinc finger protein XlCGF57.1
Exons: 14
Coding region: 176-2128 (650 amino acids)
Biological process (GO): regulation of transcription by RNA polymerase II
Molecular function (GO): DNA-binding transcription factor activity; RNA polymerase II cis-regulatory region sequence-specific DNA binding
Source: RefSeq, a predicted model, not a curated record
GGUGACGCUGAGGUUGACGACGUAUCAGGGGCGUGGAAGCAGUGUUUAAGAUUAUUAUUUAAGAUUUGCACCUACAAUGAACUACUGCAUUGACUCUAAAGACUGAGGAAAAAAUAUAAAAUUUUUGGAGCACUAGCUGUAUUGAUUCAAAUUGAUUCACCAGCAGACUUUCAAAAUGGCUGACGAACAUACAACUGAAGUUACAAGAAUGGGGACAAGAAGACAAACAAUGCUGAAUGUGGAGAAAAAUAAGGAAGAACAAAAUGGACAACAAAAUAAUACAGAAAAUGAAUGUGAAGAACCGUUUGCCUGCUGUGGCUGUAACAGAACGUUUAGCACUCAGGCAGGUUGCAAGAGGCACAUGCGUUACUGCCCAGCUGCUGAUGGGUCAUUAUUUGUAGUGGACAAAAGGAACAUUGAUGACUCUAGUGCACAUGAGAACAAUCUAAGAGGCAGCCAGAGUUCAGAGGAAAGGGAAGUUGAUAACCCACCAGAAUCACAAGAUGGUGGCAGCGUUCAACAACAGAUGAAUGGCAUGAUGCUGGAUAAAGUAAAUGGUCUUAUAGACGAGACCUCAGCUUUGGGUCCAGGGAAAUGUCAUUGCUGUGGUGAAGACCUUGACACUGCACACUCGGGGGGUGACUUUGAAUGUGUUGACUGUUCUAAAAGCUUCAAGUUGAAGUCUAGUCUGGAGAGGCACAGAAGAGUGAUUCAUAUGGAAGGAGAAACAUACUCAUGUGUAGAGUGUAAUGCAAGAUGUCCAGACAAAGGAACUCUUGCACGGCACAUGUAUACUCAUACUGGUCUGAAACCCUACUCAUGUACACGGUGUCAGAAAACAUUUAGUAGAAAAUAUCAUUUAGAGAGACACGUUUCACAAACAGGCUGUGAUGGGAAGUCAAGGACUAAUUUUCCAUGUCAGGUGUGUGGGCGAAUGUUCAGCCGCAAAGAUAAUUUGAGGCAGCAUCUACGUGCUCAUGCAGGUCAGGUGAUACGCAAGAAGACUUACACUUGUGAACAUUGUCACCGAGAGUUCCAGGGUGCUACACUCUUGCAGGUUCAUUUGAGGACCCAUACAGGUGAGAGGCCAUAUGCGUGUGAUCUCUGCCCAAAGAGAUUUCCUUCAAGUGGUGCAAUGAAGAAACAUCGCCGGAUGCACACAGGCGAGCGGCCUUAUGAAUGCAAGGAGUGCUAUGCCAAAUUUGCAGCACGGGAAACAUUAAAUCGUCACAUACGUACGCACACAGGUAUCAGGCCUCAUAUCUGUCAGUUUUGUGGCAAGAGUUUUAUACAGUCUUCUCAGCUUCGAGCUCACAUCUUCCAUCAUACAGGUGAAAAUGGCUUUACAUGUGUUCACUGCAGCAAGGCAUUCAAUCGCAGAUCUCGUCUUCUUAUGCAUGUGAAAUAUGUUCAUGAAGGUGCAAAACCUUUUGAAUGUGAGCAAUGUCCAAAAACAUUUGUUCGAAAGGAAGAUUUGGCUCGUCACACGAUUCUUCACUCAGGUGUAAAAGCACACAAAUGUCCAAUUUGUCAGAAGAACUUCGCAAUGAAAUCUUCAUUGAAGAUACAUCUUCUGACGCAUACAAAGGAACCACCACGUUCUUGUGAUGAAUGUGGAAGAGCAUUCAUUCGACAAGAUUGCUUACUUCGUCAUAUGCGCACCAAGCAUAGAGACAUGCUGGAGGAGAUAUUGGCUGAAACAGAAAAGAAAAAACUGCAACAGCAGCUUCUGGCUGCAGCAGCAGCUCAAGGCACUGGUGGGACUGGUGUGGGUGUGAAUGGUAGUGAGAGUGAUGGAGGUUCUGGUGGUCCUGGUAGCAUACCAUCACUCAGUGAAGCUGCUCUCGCUGACUCAGUCCGUGAGCUCCUGGCGCUACUGGUUGAUGAAGCCACUCUAAAGGCUUUUGGAUGGCCGGAAACGCAAGUGGACCAGUUGCUGGAAGCAGUAAUUCGUCGAUGUGGCCAUCAACCUGUUACCUCAGAGGAACUGUUGUACCCAGAUAGACUGCGUGAAAAUGCCAAACUGCUGUUCACUGUUGUUAUAGAUGACUCUGCUGUCAAGACUUUGCUCAACAAUCAGACUGUUGAUGAAGUCAUCUUGCAUGUACUUCGUCUCGCCAAGUCAUAAAAAAUGUGUGUGUGUGUGUGUGUGUGUGUGUGUGUGUGUGUG